Molecule: messenger RNA, 6936 nt
Organism: Effrenium voratum
Lineage: Eukaryota; Dinophyceae; Suessiales; Symbiodiniaceae
Source: the annotation of a GenBank genome assembly
AUGAAGGGGGUGGGCCUUCGACAGCCCGCCAACCUGGGCUCGGACCUCAAGGGUGUAGCUCAGGGCAGCCAGGCCAGCACUGUGGCGGCGGUUUCCAGCAGGCAGCCGGCCUCUGCGGACAGGGCUUUGGCGGCCAAGCAGGUGGACAACCGCCUGGACUUGGAGGUGGAAACUUCCAUGGAGGCGGAUGCGCGCCGUGUGGUCAGAGCGGCGAUGGUUUGGGCGGCAACGCCUAUGGUUGGCAAGGUGGUAAUGCACCUCAUGGACCAGGUGGAAAUGGACCUGGAUGGCAAGGCGGCAACGUUCCUCACGGGCCAGGUGGCAACGUGCCUCAAGGACCGGGUGGUAACGUACCUCAAGGACCAGGUGGAAAUGUACCCGGAUGGCAAGGCGGUAACGUACCCCAAGGACCAGGAGGCAAUGUGCACCCAGCUGGCGCUGGUGUUCAUCCAUUACAAGGCGCAUGCAGGCACAGUGGGCAGUGCUUUUGAGAUGAUGGGCAAGUCGGUUCCAUCGGCGGCUAAAGGCUCUUCAGGCCCGGAGACCAACGAGACCUUGCUCCUCAAGGCAAUUACCACAGCUUUGAGCGGCGAGAAGAAGAGCAUGCCGACCUGGGGUGGAAGCCUUGGCCACUUCCGCAACUGGAUGAAGAUGUUGGCAGUCUGGGAGACGGACAAUUCGGUGCCACGGAACAAGUGGGGCCUUCGCUUGAUGCAGUCGCUGACGGAGGGAUCAGCCCCGAGGAAGAUAGCCGAGGCGGUCCCUUUCGAUGUGGUCAUCAGCGAGAUGGGCUACUCUGCUAUCUUGACGAGUUUGAUGGAGCGCUACCAGCCCUACUUGGAGCCCAUGGGACCGGCAGAACGGUCCCGCAAUGAAUCGUUCGCGGUCUACGUAGCCAGCAAGGCCACGCUCCUCCAGGAGAUGCAGGCGAGUCUGGGGAUCGUGGUCCCGGACGUGCUCGCGGGAAGGGUGUUGUUGAAGCACGCCAACCUGACCGACCAGCAGCGGGAGAACUUUGUGAUGAAGAACAAGGUGCUGAUGGGUUUCACGGAGGUGGCCAACGCGCUGAGGCCAUUGGAUCGACCGGAAGCGCUUGUGAAAAGUGUGAGUGUCAUGGCAACUUCCCACAACGAGCCCAAUUACGAGACUGACCAGAGCUACCAGCACGACCCAAACUACCAGCACCACUACCAGUACUACGCUCAGGAUGAGGAGAUGCUGGAUGAGGAAGUUCCUGAAGCUGCUGAUGGAGACGAUGAGCCGACCUCUGAAGAGGACUCCCACUUGUACUUCAACAUGGAGCAGAAGGAGCUCACGGAGUCGGAGGCGAUUUACCUGCAGGCCUACAACUCUGCGUAUAAGGAGGUGCGGAAGGACCUGCAGCGCAACCGCAUGGGCCGGAGCUACUACAAGGACAAGGGCAACGGCAAGUUCGCCAAGCAGUCCGGCAAGGGCAAGUUCGGCCAGAAGUCGGGCAAAGGCAAAAGCUCACUGCGAGCCGAGUGGAAGAAGAGGGGAUACAAGGGUACGCCCGAGGAUUUGGUGGCCAGGACCCGAUGCUUCAACUGCGAGGAGUUGGGCCAUUUCGCGAAGGACUGCCCGAAGCGCGGAUCAGAGGCUCAGGCCUCGAAGCCUCGCAACAACUUCUUCAUGUGCUUCGGCAGCCAAGGCCCCAACCGGGUGUAUGCUACGACCUCGACUUCCUCUACGGCAAGUUCAAGUGUGUUCCUGGGCGUGACCCACGAGCGCGGUGAGGCAGUGGUGGACACAGCGGCGGAGGACGGUGUCAUCGGAUUGCAAAGCUUUGAGAACUUGAAGGAGAUCUUGGCGGAGAAGGGCCUCCAGCCGAUCGAGGUCGGCGAGAGCCAUUUUUCGUGCAACGGCAUUGGAGGCGAAGCCAAGAUCAUGGGCACAUGGGACAUCCCCUUGGGCAUCGCCAAGAUUAGCGGCGUUUUGAGAACUACGGUCCUGGAGGCCGACAUCCCGUUCCUGCUCCCCGUGUCAUUCCUGGAGGUUACUCAGGCGGUCGUGGAUGUGGGAGCGGAGGAGCUUCGUUUUGGAUGUGGCGCAAUCACCAAGAUGCGCCGACUGCCAUCGGGACAUCGUGUGGUCUCGGUGGUGGAGUUUGGCAAGCAUUGGUCCCCGCCACCUGUGCUGCGUGGACCGGAUGGAGUCGACCCGUUCGUGAUCAAAAAGCCCGACUCCACCUUGAAGCUACGAAAGGGGAAGAACCACCAAGUUUCAUGGGCCCAGGAAUCCACUCAAUACUUCACCAUCGGGGAGAAUGAAGAGGUGUCCGAGGGUGAAAACUCAGAUUUGCAUGAGUGCUAUGAGUUGGAGUGGCACGAAAUUGCUCUUCGCCUCAUGGAGAAGGAGGAGACCGAAGAGGAGAUGGUGGUCGAGUACCUCACCAGGAGGGCAGUCACGAACGACCCGGAGGCCAACGACAAGAUCAGAACCAGAACCUCCGCGAAGGCGAAGCCCAAGCCGAUCAUGAGGUGGAAGCGUGUCGAGUGGGAAGGGGACCACGAGGCCAACCUGGCCCAGACGGGAGCUACCUCAUCCAGGGUUCCCAAGAGCAGUGUGGCGUACCCCAAGCAGCUGCCGCCACCGAAGUCAAGGCCGGAGUUGAAGAACCUCAUCGUGAAGGCCACGGAAGUGAUCGAGGAGGAUGCGGAUCUGAAGGGCGACCUCAAGUCGAUCAAGGACAUCAAGAACCGCGUGGAGGCAGCCGCGUCCCAGGGCACGAUCAAGGACAUCAAGACCGAGCAGCCGCGUGCGAGAAAGGAGAGGCCCCUGGCAGGGCUAAGGCAAGAACGGCGUCCCAGCAGGCCUCGAAGCCAGAAGCCGGAGGCGGAGUACUACGAGAUCGCCAAGUCGGACAAGGACCUGGACUACGACAUGGUCGCGAAGGAAGUCCCGGUCCCGGUGGACGAAUCGGACUAUUGGACAGCCAAGGGCGAGGACGUUCUGCUUCGGACGCACGUGAACGCCAGAGAGGAGCUCUUUGUUCCGCAGAAAGUUGCUGGACUGCCGGUCAGCCCUGACGAGCUUGACUCAUGGCGCAAGACGGAGAUCUACUAUCAGAACGGCACCAUGGAGACGCACAUUGACCAAUGGCGAGACAAACCUCACGUGCUACCACCACUCACGGAGAUGUGGACAGGCGCAACAACCUUCCGCCUGAAGAACAAGAAGCCAGAGCUUGGGAACCUGGUGGGCAACUACGUCGAGUUUGAGGUUGGUGCCAGCCUCAUGGAAUUGGACCAGUCCUUUGAGACCGCGAUCAAGAACUAUGACCGCACCAUCUCUGAGGUCUAUUCGCCACCAAGGGUGACCUUGGCAGCUCGUGGAGCGGGCAAGGCCUACGAUCUCAGAAAUGGUUGGAAUUUUUCCAAGCGGACGCAUCGCCAGGGUGUUCUACGAGAAAUCCGGGAGCUAAGGCCGGCACUCCUCAUUCUGUCCUCACCGUGCACCAAAUUUUCCUUGCUGCAGAACCUCUCGAAGGCCAAGCGGGACGAGGCAAAGUUCCAGGAAGACCUGAAGGAGGCGAAGCAGCACAAGUCCUUUUGCAUGGAGUUGGCGCGCCUACAGAUGGCAAACGGGCGAGGUUUCCUGUAUGAACAACCUGCAGGAGCUACGUCUUGGCAAGAAGACGAUGUGUUGGAGCUGGCCAACCACCCGGACGUGGAGGUCAUCCGAUGUGAUUUGUGCCAGUUCAGUUUGAAAGCUGAGCCCCAGGAUCCCAACUCCCUGCUGGCCAAGAAGCCGACUAAGCUCAUGACGAACGAGACCAUCGACACGGUUGGCUCAUUGGAGGAAGACCAGCCUAAGUACACGGACGAGUUCGUCAGAGCAAUUCUGGACGGUCUGUCCAGAGCGUUGGGACAGCAGUGCUACAAGAAGCCCAGCAUCUACGGCAGCUUCGUGAACCGCUUGCCCUAUGACUUGGAGGCGGAUGUGGAGAAGGUGUCGAAGGUGCUGACGGAGAAGGACAGGGACUAUCUGGACCUGACUGCCGAGAUCGAGGAAGAGGACCAGAAGUACAUGUUCGGCAUGCAAAAGGGCCGAAAGAGGCUUCUGGAGUCAAUCCAGGAGGAAGAAAUGGAGCAGCAGCAGAACGAAAGCGAUCUGCCGCAUGAUCCGGCGGCAAGGGGCUCCGAGGAAUUGGCACUGCUCCCGGAGUCUGCUGACGACGAGCAGGAUGCCUUUCAACGUGCCCAGAUGCAGCUGCAACCUCAUGGACUACCAGACCAGAUCCGAAAGAAGGCCGCAGCCUCGAGCGAUCAUCGCUGGGAAGCUGAAGGCAAAUGGUCCCUUCCACCACAGCAACGUCGAGAUGUGAUGCGGCUCCACAGGAACUUGGGUCAUCCUGAUCAAGCCAGGUUCCUGAGGGCACUCAAGAACGCGAACGCCCGAGAAGGAGUCAUAGAAUGGGUCAGGCAUCAUUUCCGGCGCGACCUGUGUGAGCAACUUCAACGACCAUCACGAGUUCGGCCUGGACACCUGGUGAAGGAGAUGCACUUCAAUCAAGUGGUCGGAAUUGACCUGGUGUUCAUCCAGUUCGGUGGCGAGCUCGUGGUGUGCCUCAACUGCCUGGACUGGGCGACCGACUACCAGCAGGUAACGAUAUGCGCAAACAAGACUUCAUGGGUGGUCUUGGAGAAGUUCAUGGAAUGUUGGGCGAAGAUCUUCGGCUACCCGGAGGUGGUCAUUUCGGACCAAGGAGGUGAAUUCCUGGCGGACCAUUUUGGAACCCGCCUGGGCAUGGGUGGAACAUUGAUCCACCAUACGGACUCUUACAGUCCAUGGCAGAAUGGCCGGACAGAGAGAGCGGGCCAGACCUUCAAAAGAAAACUGGAGUUGGUCAUCAAAGAGAUGAGCAUCACCACCUGGGAGGAGUUCAAGUUGGCGCUUGUGGAAACGGUGAAUGCCCGGAACCAAUAUGACAAGCUGGACCCCAUCAUGAUGCAGGCGGCAGCGGACUCGGAGAUGAGAAGAACCUGGGACAUCCGAGAUCAGGCAGCUCAGGCGUGGAUGAAACGGCAAGACGAUGAGGCGGUGAAGAGGGCUAUGCGCACCACGUCCCGGUCUUCGAAGGACGUCAAGAACAAGUCCCUGGAGGUUGGGAGCUGGGUCUACGUGUGGAGGCACACCCCCUACUUCAAAGGUUGGGCAGGCGCAGGGGUGCUCAUCGCCAUCUCCCCUGCGGGAACGUCAGCCUGGGUGUCUUUGAGAUCAAGGCUGCUGAAGGUGAGCAUGGAGCAACUGCGAGGUGCGACUGAGGAGGAGGAUCUCGGAGCGGCUUUGGUGAAGCUCGCGUACCACGAUGCCACGGAGGAAGGCCUGCCGGAGACCGGAGAGGUUGACAUCGAGCUUCAGCCUGUCUCAGAGACCGAAGUGGCCAGCCACAGUCGCCAGGAGUCUGUGCCGUCCACGGGAGCCAUCGUCAUCGACGAAGGACGGCGUGAACCACUGCAACUUCCGCAACGAGCGACUUCGAGCGGCUCGAACCGAUCGGAGCCCUACCAUAACCACAACCUGGCGGGAUGGAAUCACACCCCGUGCAGCUACUUCCUGGAGUGCGAGAACACCAUGGGAGACAAGCCAGCUCAGUGGAGGUUCAACCGCCGAGCCAAGAAGUACCACCUGAUGCAGGCCGCCGGCACGAACCAAGCCUUCUCCAAGCAGGAUGCGAUCGGCAUCUACAACCAACACGACCAGUGCAUCUACGUAACGAAGGCCAAGACAAGUGCCGGGCAGGUGAUCUACUCCAAGCUGCCGGAGGAGGAAAAGAAGCUUUUCAGGGAAGCCCGAAGCAAAGAAAUGCAGUCGCUCUUGGACAACAAGGCCGUGAAGGUGCUGAGUGUCCAGGAGUCUCGGGAGUUCAGGAAGAUGCACCCGGAGCAUGUCAUCGAGUCGAGGUUCGUCGACCGCUACAAGCCGAGAGAGGACGACGUGGGCUAUCUGGAGGAGCUGAAGAAGCGAGCUCUACGGUCCUGGCCGGCAACGGUACGGGACGUCAAGACAGCCUGUCUACAAGGACGUCCCACGACGAGGGCUCAGAAGUUAGCUUGCUCCUUGCCCCGGGAUGAGACUCCUACGGGGUUCCACGAAGAGCAGCUGCUGCUACUUCUGACAGAGGUCUACGGCCUCGUGAGUGGCCCCUCGUGGUGGAGGGUGAGCCUUUUGCGGGACUUGAUCUCCCUGGGCUACAAGCUGAACCCGUACGAUAAGUGCAUCCUGACGCUGCCAGCCACGGAGCUCAAGAAGGACGAGACCAAGGACUUGCUCACGGAGGGCAUCGUUGUCAUAGAGGUGGAUGACCUGCUCGAGGGCGGCAACGCAAGGCAUCAAAGGCUUAUGGACAGCCUUUCCAAGAAGAUCCUUUUCGGCAAGGCAGUGAGGCUGCUGGGAACGAUGUACGCGGGCCGCAGCUUGCGGCAGUUGCCGAACUUUGGGUUCACGAUCCACAUGGAGCAGUACAUAUAUAAACGACUCACUCCGGUCGCACUGAAGCGCCGAGUGCUGGUGAAGAACGCUCCGGACACCAAGCUGGACCCUGAGGAACAGUCUCAGCUGCGAGGCGUCCUAGCUUCGUUAAACUGGCUAGCACGCGAAGGAAGGCCGGACGUCGCGGCCGCCGCUUCGAUCCUCUCCGGCGCCUUCCCUGACCCGGUGAUGAGCGAUCUGCACGAGGCGAACGAGGUGGUUCGCCAUCUGAAGACCACGCCGGUGGAGAUCCGCAUCCACGCGAUCAAGGGGGAGGAUCUUCGGUUGCUUCUGGUGACGGAUGCCGCGUUUGACACGAGCGGCAAAGAGAAGUCCCAGCACGGCUGGAUCCUGGCCGUGACCAACCCGAGCAUGAACCAGGGCACUGAUGCAGUGGAGGUCAAGGCGUUUGAGACGGAAAGCAGCAUCAACCACGCUGUGUGA